Didymodactylos carnosus is the source of this 1395-nucleotide messenger RNA. The record is from the annotation of a GenBank genome assembly. Lineage: Eukaryota; Metazoa; Rotifera; Eurotatoria; Philodinida; Philodinidae.
AUGAUUUCAAAAAAGCUUCGUUCAUAUGAAAUUUGUCAAGAAUCUCGUUGUAUUGAUGAUCCCUGUUCAAUUUGUCUUCACUGUAAUCUUAAAUUAUGUUUAAAACAUCUCAAUGAACAUCAUGACAUUGAAUACAAACGUUUGAUUAAUGAUAUCGACGAAAAAAAGAUACUUUUAGAAACAAAUCAACUUCAGUUUGAAGAUAAUCGUCCUCUAUUGUAUGAAAAAUUGUCUCGAUGGCAUGAAGAACAACUAGAGAAAUUGAAACAAGUUUAUGAUGAUAAAUUGAUUGAAAUUAAUUUAAAAUAUGCUGAAGCUCAACAAGAACAUGAAGAAUUAAAAUCUCAGUGUUUAAAUAAAUUAAACGAUCUUCAUUCUCAAGAGAAUUCAAAAGUAUUCACAUCGAAAUUAAAUCGUUCAAUUAAUAUGUUACAAACAUUGGCAGUUGAUAUUGAUUUCAAAAAUAUUAAUUAUUCUUCGUUUAUUCAUGUACGAAAACCCUGUUGUAUUAUUGAUGAACAAGAAGAAAAACCUGAUUUGGAAUGUGCAUUAAAUCAAAUAUCAAAUAGAACAAAAGAAUAUUCAUUUGAUAUUAAUCCAUUAUGUUUUGAUUCAUCAUCAGACUUGUUAUUAAUUCAAAAAUCGAGUGAUCAAUUUGCAAUGUAUAUUGAACAUGGUGAAAAAUAUUUAAAUAUUAAAUAUGAUAAAAAGCAACAUGGUGAUAUAAAUGAUUUGACAUGGUGUUCACAUUUAAAUGGAUUUAUCAUAGCUACUCAAACAAAAUUAUUAAAAUUUAAUUGUUUAACAACAAAAAUAUCUCCCAUUCAUGAGGUUGAUAGUGGAAUUUUUAAAGGUGUAACAACAUAUAACGAACAUUUAUGUCUUAUACAUUCUUUAGGUUCAUUAGGUGAUGUAUUAGAACAUUGGGAAAUGAGUGAUGGUAGAAAACUAACAUUGAUAAAACGAUAUUGGAAAGAAGAUUUAAUGUCUGAUCAAAUUGAUAGACAAAUGCGUCUGUUUCGAAUUAAAAUGAGUGGAUACUUAAUGGCUAUUGAUGUUUUAUUUACGUCUGUUAUUUUGAUAUGUGAUGUUAGAAAUAAUAUGACAUGUUUAAAUCGAAUUAAUACAGGAUCAUUAAAUAUAACGUCAAUAUCGUCUGUAUUUGAUACAAAUCAAUGGUUAUGUUGUACAUAUAAUGAAGAGAAUGAAGAAAGAAAAUUGUGUUUAAUCGAUGGUAAUGAUACUAGUAGAAACGAAAUGAUCCAACUUAAAACUCCAGUUGAUAUUCAGCCAAUAAGUCUACUAUUAUUCGGUCAUCACCAUAUUGUUUUAAAUCAAGUCAUAAAGAAUGAUGAAGAAGAUGUGAGAUUUGACUGUUAUAAAAUUAAACUGUAA